Messenger RNA from Laetiporus sulphureus 93-53, 761 nucleotides. RefSeq lists its product as uncharacterized. Bases 206 to 586 code for a protein of 126 amino acids. The record is from RefSeq and is a predicted model, not a curated record. The transcript is spliced from 2 exons. Lineage: Eukaryota; Fungi; Basidiomycota; Agaricomycetes; Polyporales; Laetiporaceae.
AUCACGCUCAGUCUCAUCGAGAACGCAGACGUUCAUUCGGCCUCUUCUUCCAGAGGAUUGGUCUAGAUUUGAUCUCCACGCAAAACGGAUUCAACUUCUCUAUCUGGUGGACACCGCGCUUGGUGGUGCUGACUCCAGUAAGAAUACCGUGUGCAAAGUGCUUGCGCUCCGAUUGGCCACAUUAUCCGUUACGCCGUUCUCCAAUAUGCUCAGCCUCAAUCUCUCUUGCGAGGGCUGGAACUUCAAAUACGUACCGCUCUUCCUUGGCCCCAAUCUCACCAUGUUGAGGAUAUUUCCGCGUCCGACAUGUAGUGAAGAAUCUGUAACUUCGUUCUUUGCCAACAUUCCUCAAAUUUCCCCGCAACUAUCUCUGCUGAUGUUACGUGGCACUGUUCGAUGGUCUGCUUCACUGUCGCACGCCUUGGGGAGCUUACGGUGUCUUGAGUCAUUAUGCGUAGACGUGUCACAAGACUCCAUGAUAGGCUAUCUCCUGCUCGGACUCUGCCACCUUCCUUCGUUAAGGGAUCUUACCGUAUUCUACCUAUGCGACGACCCCAGAACGUUGGAAGGGAAUGGGAGGAAGUAGGCCGUUGGGUUGGGACGCUCGUCGAGGUUCGCAGACAGGAGAGAGAGCGGCUCACUGGCAGGUCUCCAGAUGGCGCGUCCGGAAAUACAAGGCUGCUGUCGACAUGCUAACAUGGUGAGGCAGCUGCGUCGCACGUGGUUCCCAAAGGGUGGAUUACACAGGUAACCUUGUCUCG